AUGUCGCUCUCUGAAAAGGCCUCUCGAUCCCCAUCGCCCACUAGCAGCGUUCCCCUCAACGACCUGGAGGCAAACUCCGAACGCAGCCCGGCGAGUGUCGAUGGUUUCUCCGCGUCGCAAACGUUCGCCAGCCACCAGGAAUCAGAACUACCUAUCAAAGAUCUUUCAGACAGUUGGCCAGACUAUCUGGACGACUUCCUUGAAAAACUGGGCAUAUUUCUCACUCCAAGCUUCUUGCAGCACCGAGUGGGUGGUCAACCGCCGCAACUCAGCAAACUCCAUGGCAUCGCGGCGCUUGACGGUUUGAGAGGCUGGGCUUGUCUGCUGGUCUUCAAUUUUCACUUCCUCUUCACCUACACAUGGAAGGUAUCCGUCGGGUGGGGGUUUCCUGGGGACAACUUUGGGAUUUUGCAGUUUCCCAUCUUUCACCUCUUGAUCUCCGGUCAUAUUAUGGUUGCUAUCUUCUUUGUGAUCUCGGGUUAUGUGCUUUCAUAUAAGCCUUUGAAACUGUGCCGGAGUCGUUCCUGGGAACAGACCUUCAACGUUCUGGCCUCCUCGACCUUUCGUCGCGGGCUGCGACUAUAUAUCCCCUCACUCGUCGGUAUCUCGCUCGUUGUGCUUGCCGUGCGCGCGGGCGUCUAUGAUUAUGCAAAAGAAGUGAUUGAUGAGGGCCACACGAUCCAGGGUACGAAUGAACAGCAUCCACCUAUCUUCAAAACCUGGUACUUGCAGUAUUGGAGUUGGCAUUAUGAGGUAGCAGAACUAUUCAACUUCUGGCACUGGGAAAUGUACUUCAACUACUACAACCCUCACCUGUGGACUAUCCCCGUCGAAUUUCGCUGUUCCAUCGUCCUAUUUGUCACUAUAUUGGCCACUUCUCGCCUAGUGGCCGCUGUGCGAAUGACCUUAGUCUGCGGUCUGAUCUGGUUCUGUACGCGCUGGGGUCGAUGGGAUGUUAUUUUGUUCCUCUCUGGCAUGUUGAUGGCGGAGCUGGACCUCAUAUAUGGGACGUGGGAACGCUCAUCAACGGAAGAAAAAUCCACGAGCAGCACUCCCAAUUCUCUCAAGGAGUAUUUCCAAAUGUCGGGCUGGAAAUGGUGGAUCGCCAUUUUUAUCUUCGGCCUCUACCUGGGAUCCUCCCCGAACACUGGAUUUAAAUGGACCCCCUUCUAUAUGUGGCUCUGGGAACUGACCCCAGAAUACUAUCGGGACCCGGAUCGAUUCCCUCAAUCACUCGGGGCAAUCCUAAUCGUUUUCAGCAUCAACCACUCCAAGGAGGUACAGAGGCUCUUCACGAACCCUCUCUCGCAGUACCUGGGCAAGAUCUCCUAUGCGUUCUACAUUGUCCACGGUCCCAUCCUCCACUCCUUGGGAUACUCUAUCAUGCCCAGUAUCUGGAAUACAGUGGGCAAGGAGACCAAUUUUCAAUAUUGUCUUGGCUUCCUGAUCGGCUGGCUCAUUUGUCUUCCUGUUUCUAUUUGGGCCGGCGAUAUCUUUUGGCGAGCGGUUGAUAUCCCGAGUGUCAAGUUUGCCCGGUGGAUCGAGGCAAAAAUCACAGCCAACCCUACUGAACAGAAAAACGGCCAUGUUCCAUAA
Messenger RNA from Aspergillus wentii DTO 134E9, 1596 nucleotides. Its product is annotated as acyltransferase family protein. The coding region runs from base 1 to 1596 and encodes 531 amino acids. Gene Ontology annotation, biological process: polysaccharide biosynthetic process. The transcript has a single exon. The record is from RefSeq and is a predicted model, not a curated record. Lineage: Eukaryota; Fungi; Ascomycota; Eurotiomycetes; Eurotiales; Aspergillaceae. Gene Ontology annotation, cellular component: membrane. Gene Ontology annotation, molecular function: acyltransferase activity, transferring groups other than amino-acyl groups.